UAGAGGGCACGUUCGUUGGCAGUUCCGUGUCCGUCGAUCCGACCGACAUCCUCUCUGUGCUGCCGCAUUCUCGGCCAGCGCGAAGCCCCAGCAAUCGCUGGUCCUCCUGUCAAUACAUCCCUCGGUAGGAUUUCGUCCUCGCAGGUUCGUCUAGAUCCCGUCCAGCAGCUCACACAGUCGUUUAGAUUAGAAAUCGGUAGCUAGCAGGAAAAAAAGAAGAAAAAGAGAGAGGGCGAGAGAAUUUGACUGCUCGAAGAGAGGAAGAUCUCCUUUUUUUUUUGAGAGAGAGGAGAAAAAGAUUAAAAAGAGAGAGAGAGAAGAUCUUAGUCGCUAGAGGAUAGGAGCAUAACUGGAUGGAUUUUGGGAACCAGGCAGUGGGCGAAGAUGAAUCGCCCGGCAAGCUGAGGCAGUGGAAGAGCACAGACGAUUCCAUCUGGGUGUCACUGGAUUUUCCCAGGGUGUGCGUGGAGACUUUGUUCGCUGCCAACGCCGCCAAGAACAGCGAGUGCGAGAGCAUGGAUCCCGUGUUUCGAUCCGACAUGUUCUCGUGCCUCUUGGAGAAUGCGAGGCGGAAGCUGGAAGAGGCCAUCACCGGGAGCUGUAAGAAGCCAUGCUGUGUGGACUCGAGGAAGGAACAGGCCAAGCGAGAGCUGGAGGCGAUCCAGCAGGGUGGUGGCUACUGGGACGCCACCAUGUCCGGCCUGGGAUUCAAAGGUUUCAGCCAGGAGCUGAGAAUGCUCGAGGAGGACGCGGAUAAAGCUGGGUUUUUUGACAAGAAGGUCGGUGAGGCUGAGGCAACAGGACCAUCGUACUUCACCCAGGGGACAUCGUCUUUGUGGAGCACGGAUGGUUUUGGAAAGGAGGGUCCUUUCGAAUGCUCCGUGCCGACUUCUCCACACGAAGGUUUAUUCUACGUGCUGCCAUACUUGCUGCUCAAGGACCUCCUGUCCGUGGAGCAAGUCUGCCGGUCCCUGAAAGACGCGGUGUCUUGCGACGUGCUGCUGUGGCAGCACCUCAAGAUCGAUCACUCGCUCAGCACAAAGUUGACGGACGAGGCUCUGCUCAAGCUCGCGGCCAGGAGCCAGGGACGGCUCCAGAGUCUCAUGCUCGUCGAGUGUUUGAGGAUCUCGGACGAGGCUGUCGAGCAAGUGGUGGCGUCCAAUCCCAUGCUCUCGAGGAUUCUUCUCCCUGGCUGCAUCAGGAUCAGCGUGGACGCUGUCGUCAGGAUGGUGGAGUUUCUCGAGCGGGGAAGAUCCCAGGGGUUGGGGGUGAAGCAGAUCAAGAUCCGUGGUCUCUCCGGUGUGACAAAGGACAACCUUGAGCGGCUACAAAUGCUACUUGGUGUCGACGAGUCGCAGCUGCAGCAGCAGUUACUGAAACCACACUACUACUUGUGUGGCGACGCCACCACGAGCUUCGUAGACGAGCGAGCUAUCGACGUCGAGGCGUGCCCGAGGUGCAAGCAGCCGAGAGCCGUGUUCGACUGCACGAGGGACAAGUGCCGCGAUUGGAAGGCACUUAAGAUUCCGCAGUGCCGGGGCUGUAUCUUUUGCAUCUCCCGCUGCGAAGACUGCGGGAUGUGCAUAGAUGACACGGACUACGAGGAAACCUUCUGCCUGCGGCUGCUUUGCUCCGACUGCUGGCUUCGCCUCCCAAAGUGCCUCGAGUGCAACAGGCCCGGGUGUGAGAGCAGCUCCGACUACUUCAUCCGGAGGCCGGACGCCAUCUUCGUGUGUCCGGAUUGCCAGGGUGCUUACAAGAACGGUGCAGGUCUGGAAUUCUACGUGAUAUGAUUCACCGGUUUUGGAUUUUUGGAUUGGAAGAGCAGACAGGAGAGACAACAUAUAUAUACUUAUCGCCCCGACGUUGGUACAGAUGUAGAGCGUUUUCGCGACAGUAGGAGGUGUGGAGUAGCAGAUUUUCCGAAGGCGAUUUUUAUUGAGGAUGGCAGUAGCACCACUUCUGUGAAUUUUCGCUUCUCUCGGCGUGUUUCAAAAAUAAGACCACGGAGAGAGGUGCACUGAAAGUUUCUUUCUCUUAUCAGGCACGGCAUUGCUCUCAUCUCUCUCCGAUCGUUGUCCGAGAUCGAACGGUAGAGAUGGGUAUGCAACGCAUCGAUGCCAAGUGUCAUCACAGAGCUUUAGGUAGGCAAGAGUGAGAGGAGUGCUGCUGGCUGGCUGGUCGGUUGGCUGUCUGGCUAUGGCUCUCGAGUGUAGCACCAGCUUCACCGCCGCUUGUGGCUGCGCUAGCUGCUGCGCGGCACGACGACUCUCCACCUCGAAUUUUGUAGCUUCCAUCU
Molecule: messenger RNA, 2299 nt
Organism: Selaginella moellendorffii
Lineage: Eukaryota; Viridiplantae; Streptophyta; Lycopodiopsida; Selaginellales; Selaginellaceae
Product: F-box protein SKIP14
Exons: 3
Coding region: 354-1793 (479 amino acids)
Cellular component (GO): cytoplasm
Molecular function (GO): protein binding
Source: RefSeq, a predicted model, not a curated record